AUGUCGACGCCAUCGUCUAGAAGUUAUGUGAUUCAAGAAAAGCAACAGCGAGAUGCUACAAGUAAGCUUCACGUGAUCAUCGUAGGAGCUGGCCUAGGCGGUCUAGGCGCCGCCAUCUCGACGCUGCUGGCUGGACAUGAUGUUACAGUUCUAGAAGCCGCCUCAAAUAUCGGCGAGGUCGGUGCGGGCAUCCAAGUUCUGCCCAACGCCGCUCGCAUCCUCUUCUCAUGGGGCUUGGAGGAGAAGCUGGAGAAGUACGCCACAAAGCCUCAGAAGUGCAACUUUAUCGGCUGGAAAGGCAACUUUUUGUCCGAAAUGGAUUAUCACAAGUACGCUGCGGCGGCGGGAGAUUUUCCCUUUUGGGACUUUCAUCGCUCCGACCUCCACCGUUGCCUCCUCGAACGCGCGGUAGAGCUGGGCGUGAAGCUCGAGACGAAGGCAAAGGUCGACACAUUUACAAUCUCGCCGGACAACACGACUGCCACGGUAUACCUCGUCGGUGGCCGGAGCCUGACAUGUGAUCUCCUCGUCGGCGCGGACGGCAUCAACUCCAAGCUGAGGGAGGAGUUCCUAUGCAAGCCGGAUCCACCCCAGCUGACAGGGGACCUGGCCUACCGACUGCUGCUGAACACCGCCGACAUGCUCAAGGAUCCCGAAUUGAGGCACUUUGUGGAGAACCCCCAGGUCAACUACUGGGUUGGGCCGGACAAGCACGCGGUGAACUACGUCCUCAAGGGCGGUCAGCUCUUCAACAUGGUGUUGCUGGUGCCGGACGACAUGCCCGUCAACGGCGGCAACACCCUGCAGGGAAAUAUUGACGAGAUGCGGGGCCACUUUGCAGGCUGGGAUCCCCGCAUAGGCAAGAUGCUCCAGAUGUGCGACGAGGUCCUCAAGUGGCGCCUGUGCAUCCGGCCAGGCCUGGAACCAACGUGGUCCCAUCCGUCGGGCGCCUUCACGAUGCUCGGCGACGCCGUGCACGCGACGCUCCCGUACCUCGCCAGCGGGGCGGGCAUGGCGCUCGAGGACGGAGGGGUCCUGGGUCUCUGCCUCGCUCGACUGACCGACACUUCAGCCGCAUCAAAGCGACAGGCCCUAAGGGUCUACGAGGACUGCCGGCGGGAGCGGACGGAAAGGGUCGUUCGCCGCGGGACAUACAACCAGUGGAUGUAUCACCUACACGACGGCCAGGAGCAGGUCGAGCGGGAUGCAAAGUUCAAGAAGUUUGAAGAAAUGGACGCGAAGUGGCUGAGCGAGGAGUCGGCUGUGUUGCCCGCUUCUCAGGAGACGGGAAAUGACCCCUUUCCGUGGAGGUAUCAUGGGCCCAGCGGUCCUGUCCAGAGGAACCAACACGCGCGUGGCACUCACGAUGGUACGAGAAAGCUGAACGACAGGUCGCUUAAGCAGCGCUUGGUCAAUGUUUUUGGCAUGAAGCGGGAAGCGGUUGAGGAGAACCAGAACGAUGACUUCGCCCACGUGGAGGCACUCCACGAGGCAAUUCACAGCGCCCACUUGUUGAUAUUUGCUGGAUGCUUGCCACGUGCUCAAGACAAACUGCCAAACUUCAAGAUGCGUUCCGCCGUCCUCUUCGCCGCCAUCUCUGGCCUGGCUGCCGCCAACCCCGUAGCCCCCAGGGACACUACGGCCCAGAACGGUAUUGAUCUGAGUGUCUUCGAUUCGGAGCCCAUCCCGACCAAGGUUGGCCCCGCCGUCGGUGCAUCCGUCGAGACUCCCACGUACAACCCGGCUGUCGCCAAGGCUGAAGCCUCAAAGGACGCCGCAGCGAAUCCCAUCGCGGCCUCGAACACGACCCUGGCUGCUCGUGCGGUUCCAUCCGGUUGUGGAGCUCAGCAGCCCGAUGGCUACGGGCCCGUGUCCAGCCCGGACACGUACGACAACUUCAUCGCUGAUCCCCAGUACCCCAGCAUUGCCAAUGCCGCGCCGGUACCCCAAGGUUACUCUCUGUCGUACUCCGCCUUGCAGGGCUCCCAGGAAGGAAACGGAUACCUGGGUCUCUACACCCUGAAGAGCUUUGACACCAUCAAGUGCCAGCAGUACUGCGAUGCCGCCCCUUCCUGCUACGGCAUCAACGUCUACCUGGAGAGGGAUCCCGCGUAUGACCCUACUGAUGCUUGCCCCAACCCGUCGAGCAUUACCAACUACAAGUGCACUCUUUGGGGUCUCGCCGUCACCCCGGAGGGCGCUACCAACGUUGGACAGUGGAGAAACCAGUUCCACGUUGGUAUCAGCGGAUCAAACGGAUACUCCAAGCUCGCGCCCCCGCCGUCCUACGACGGCUUCACCGGCCCCGUCGCCUUCGGCGGCGCCACCCAGGCCCCGAACUCGUACAUGGGAUCCAAGUACUACCCCGGCCCCUACGACCCCAUCCAGUGCGCCGCCGCCUGCAAGGCCAACACCAAGUACGACCACGACCACCCCAGGGCCGACGGCACCUACGACGCCUGCAACUUCUUCAACUCGUACGUCCUGAGCAAGAACAACGUCCCGCAGGGAACCUACUGCUCCCUGUACACCACCUCCUGGGACAAGUCUUACAGCACCAACGUCGGACAGUGGAGAGGAAGCGACUACUACUCCGUCUCUUCCAGCUACGGCUACACCCUCACUGUCCAGGAUCCUGGCCACAUCUAA
This is a messenger RNA of Colletotrichum orchidophilum, 2649 nucleotides long. Its product is annotated as FAD binding domain-containing protein. Lineage: Eukaryota; Fungi; Ascomycota; Sordariomycetes; Glomerellales; Glomerellaceae. The transcript has 7 exons. The coding region runs from base 1 to 2649 and encodes 882 amino acids. The record is from RefSeq and is a predicted model, not a curated record. Gene Ontology annotation, biological process: secondary metabolite biosynthetic process. Gene Ontology annotation, molecular function: FAD binding; monooxygenase activity.